GAUAAAAAAGAAUUAAACUAUGAAUUGAAUCUAAAUUUCUAGGGUUUGAUUUCAUCGCUCCCUUCAACGAAUUCAUUUUCGCGUCCAUUUUUUUCACGGUUGUCCUGGAGCUACUGCAAUGCACCGUGUGGGCAGUGUGGGAAACAAUACCAAUUCUAACCGCCUACGUAAAGAAAAGAGGCUGACAUAUGUAUUGAAUGACAGCGCUGACACAAAGCAUUGUGCUGGCAUAAAUUGUUUGGCAUUGCUAAAGUCAUCUACCUAUGAUGGGUUCGAUUAUCUUUUCACUGGAAGCCGUGAUGGCACACUUAAGAGAUGGGCACUUGGUGAAAACACUGCCACAUGUUCUGCUACGUUUGAGUCUCAUGUUGAUUGGGUUAAUGAUACUGUUAUUGCUGGUGACAGCACACUUGUUUCCUGCUCGUCAGACACUACAUUAAAGACGUGGAAUUGCUUGUCUUAUGGAACUAGCACCAGGACAUUUCGUCAACACUCUGACUAUGUUACAUGUCUAGCCAACGCUGAAAAAAAUGCCAAUGUAGUUGCCUCUGGUGGUCUUGGUGGGGAGGUUUUUGUGUGGGAUAUUGAAGCUGCAAUUACUCCAGUGUCUAAGUCCAGUGAUGUAGUGGAAAAUGAUUGUUCCAAUGGUAUAAAUGGUUCGAAAAAUUCAUUACAAAUGUCAAGUUUGCGAACAAUUGGCUCUAGUAAUGGCAUUGGAACACACACAACCCAGUGUCAUGGAUAUGUCCCUAUUGCCGCUAAAGGGCAUAAAGAGUCUGUUUAUGCAUUGGCAAUGAAUCAUAAUGGAUCCCUUCUUGUCUCUGGUGGAACUGAGAAGGUUGUGCGAGUUUGGGAUCCAAGAACUGGUUCAAAGAAUAUGAAACUAAGAGGGCAUACAGAUAACAUUAGGGCGUUGCUUAUGGAUUCUACUGGCAGAUAUUGUUUGUCAGGGUCCUCUGAUUCUAUGAUCAGGCUUUGGGACCUCGGUCAGCAACGUUGUGUGCAUUCAUAUGCUGUGCACACAGAUUCUGUUUGGGCACUUGCAAGCACCCCAACAUUUAGUCAUGUUUAUAGUGGUGGUAGAGAUCUUUCUUUAUAUUUGACAGACCUGUCAACAAGAGAGAGUCUUUUGCUUUGCAUAAAGGAACAACCAAUUUUGCAGUUGGCAUUACAUGAUGAUAAUAUAUGGGUUGCAACUACAGAUUCUUCAGUUUCAAGGUGGCCUGCCGAAGGACGAAAUCCUCAGAAUGUCUUCCAAAGAGGUGGUUCAUUCUUGGCUGGGAACUUGUCUUUUUCUAGGGCAAGAGUUUCAUUAGAAGGGUCUACCCCAGCCUCUGCUUACAAAGAACCAAACUUUAACAUUCCUGGAACUCCAGCAAUUGUUCAGCAUGAAAUUUUAAAUAACAGAAGGCAUGUAUUGACAAAGGAUGCUGCUGGUUCAGUAAAGCUCUGGGAGAUAACCAGAGGUGUCGCGAUUGAGGACUAUGGCCAGGUUUCAUUUGAUGAGAAAAAGGAAGAGUUGUUUGAGAUGGUAAUCAUUCCUGCAUGGUUCACUGUGGAUACCCGGCUUGGAAGCUUGUCUGUUCAUUUAGACACACCCCAAUGCUUUACUGCAGAGAUGUAUUCUGCAGAUCUGAACAUAAGUGGAAAGCCUGAGGAUGAUAAGGUUCAUCUAGUUCGUGAAACGCUGAAAGGUCUGCUGGCUCAUUGGCUGUCCAAAAGAAGGCAAAGACAUUGCUCUCAGGCUUCAGCUAAUGGAGACGUUUUGUCAGGAAAAGAUAUGGCAGCAGGAGGUGCUGCUCAUUCAAAGAUCGAGGUAGAUGGAAAGGCUGAAAAUGACUCCACAGUCUAUCCUCCUUUUGACUUUUCUACUGUUUCCCCUCCCUCAAUUAUUACGGAGGGUUCCCAAGGAGGUCCUUGGAGAAAGAAAAUUACUGAAUUGGAUGCAACAGAGGACGAGGAAUUUCCUUCGUGGGUUUUGGAUUGCAUAUUAAAUAAUCGUUUACCACCACGAGAAAAUGCCAAGUGCAGCUUCUAUCUUCAUCCAUGCGAUGGUUCAUCUGUUCAGAUUUUGACACAAGGAAAGUUAAGUGCACCUCGCAUAUUGAGAAUGGAUAAGGUUGUUAAUUAUGUCAUAGAAAAGCUGGUGCUUGACAAACCAAUUGAUAGUGUAAAUAUCGAUGGGACAUAUGCUCCUGGACUUGGAGGACAAUCGCAGUCUGGAUCGAAGCCUUGGCAAAAGCUUCGGCCUUCUAUUGAGAUUUUAUGCAAUAACCAGGUAUUAUCUCCGGACAUGAGCUUAGCCACUGUGCGGGCUUACAUAUGGAAGAAACCCAAGGACUUGGUACUUAAUUAUAGAGUGAUUCAAAGCAAGUGAUUAUUUUGACUUCUGGGACCAGGUGAGUGACAACUUAUUAAUGUUUUAAGUUUUCUGUAUUUCUUUUAAAAGAAUGGCGCGUAUGCAAAGUUUACUCUUUGGGAAAUAUUAUUUCUUGUGAUAAAUGCAGGAAAUACUUUGGAUUCAUUUUCUAUCUUGAAAGAAAAAGUUAGGAGGUUGGGGUUAUAUGUUGAGAGAUGACGAUAUGUCCCGUUAUUUUAACGUUUCCUCCAAUGAUUCUGUUAAUUUAACAUUGAAUCAGAUAGUCAGCUUUCACUUCCUUCCAAUUGGUGAAAAAACAUUUUUAGUUUCUUGUUGAGAUGUGCGCAUGUUUGAUAUCGGUAUUAAGCAAUUGGCUUCAAAAUAUAGUUUGAACUGUAUCCUCUCUUAUCUUUGGGCUGCAGGUUGGCCUUCUGAUGGAAAUCUCAUGCUUUUGCAAAGUGUUGGGACUUAUAUUCUUCUGGGGUUGCCAAUCAUUAUCAGAAGUAUCUACGAGAUCCUUGGAUAUAUCGAAAUAUGAUUGGUUUCUGAUCCCAGGUGAUUCUCUAGUCUUUCUCAAGAGAAUUCUGGAUAACGUUAGACAUGCAUAUUUUUGCCAUACAUCAGAAAAAAAACCGUAGGGCAGACAUGCAAAUGGCAUAAUCGUUUAUUACUCCGGGGGAGAAUCAACCGAAAGAAAAUCAGGUACUUUCCGGGAAAACGAUGAUGUCGGAAGCUCUGUUUAUUUAAUCACGGGCUACAGUAUAUGGUCAUAGAAACCAUAGUUAUGAAGUUGAAUGAUUUUCUUUAUUUUAUUAUUCCGGGAAAUAAAACAAGCAUUUCGCAUGGAGUUGGUCUGAUUCGAUAUCCAGAAAAUUUCCUCUUAAUGCUUUCCGGAGGGCAAGAAACGAAAACUUAACGACUUGACGAGGUAACUUACAAUAGCCUGUUAGAUUUGAAUUCAUAGAGACUCGGAGGAGAGAGAGGGUGUAGUUUUAGUUUGUCAAAGUUUAUGCUUCUUUAAUUUGUUUAAGGGUUGUUUUUGUUUGUUGGGU
Molecule: messenger RNA, 3411 nt
Organism: Hibiscus syriacus
Lineage: Eukaryota; Viridiplantae; Streptophyta; Magnoliopsida; Malvales; Malvaceae
Product: WD repeat-containing protein 48-like
Exons: 18
Coding region: 119-2377 (752 amino acids)
Biological process (GO): protein deubiquitination; double-strand break repair via homologous recombination
Molecular function (GO): ubiquitin binding
Source: RefSeq, a predicted model, not a curated record